Acaulospora morrowiae is the source of this 298-nucleotide messenger RNA. The record is from the annotation of a GenBank genome assembly. Lineage: Eukaryota; Fungi; Glomeromycota; Glomeromycetes; Diversisporales; Acaulosporaceae.
AGACAUGCAUGAAAAUAUAACCCUCCCUAUAUAUUCGAUAUUUCAAUUGACACUCGGAAGGAAACGGGAGCAUAAUGUUGAACAAAACAAUAACAAGCAGAAAGAAAAACAGCGUAUUACAAAAGAGAAAACACCGAAGACAACCAUCACUGCCGCUAAUAACAUCACUAACAUCACGACAAUAACAACAAAUCCGAGCCCUCAGAUCAACAAUAACAUUGUUGGAAAAAGUGAAGUGAUCAUUAAUGAAGCUUAUGUGGCUGACAGUGAGGGUCGCAUUACUUUCCUGAGAAGGUGA